Molecule: messenger RNA, 597 nt
Organism: Tetrahymena thermophila SB210
Lineage: Eukaryota; Ciliophora; Oligohymenophorea; Hymenostomatida; Tetrahymenidae
Exons: 3
Source: RefSeq, a predicted model, not a curated record
AUGAUUGACUUAUUUAUCAUUUAUUUAAUCUAUUUUUAAAACUUAUGUUUAUAAACUGCCUUAAGAGAGAUCUCUAUUGAAUUAAAUGACGAAUUUGAUUUAUUUAAGCUAUAAGUAUAGUAGGAUAACACUGUUUAAGACUAAAAUAAGAAUGAAAAUCAUUACCAUAUAUAAUAGCAGAUUGAUUUACGCUCUUUAUCUUAUCACAGAUAAUAGAUAAAUUGUUUGGUAAUCCUCUAAUUAACAUCACUCUCUAUUUAUUAACUUUAUUUUGUAAAUAUUGCUGAUAAAAGAUGUGGUAUAAGCGGAUUAUAUUCUUGUGAUAGGUAAACAGAAUAAAUAUAACACAACAUAUAAGCAAAUAUCACGUACUCUGAAUGCUCUAAUCUUAGAUGCAGUAAUUCUACCAAGGUUUAGAAAUUUAAUCCUAUUUCAUCUUCGUCACUCUUCUACUUAUUUGAGUCUGAUAAAAAUGUCACUUACAAACUAUGUAGGAAUAGAAUUUAAGGCUAUUAUCCAUUUGCUAAAAAGGUUCCUAUUGAUUAGAAAUGCAGACCAAAUUAGAAAUACUGCAGUUGGAAUCGCACUAUAAAUUGA